Molecule: messenger RNA, 2123 nt
Organism: Alosa alosa (allis shad)
Lineage: Eukaryota; Metazoa; Chordata; Actinopteri; Clupeiformes; Clupeidae
Exons: 10
Coding region: 654-1994 (446 amino acids)
Source: RefSeq, a predicted model, not a curated record
UACUUUUUGCGGUCAGCCUGCUGCCAGUGGUGUAGUUCAUCAACGCUACAGACAGACGCACUCUCCCUGUCUGUCUGUCCGCUCUUUUUCUCCCUCUCUCUCUCUCUCUCUCUCUCUCACACACACACAUCCACACUCCUCCGAUGGAGGUAAUAUGUGUGUGGAGUGUGCUAAUGGUGUUGUGUCCCUACGUGCAGCAGGGCUCCACAUGACUAUUAUUGUGGGACAAGAAAAGUAUUUUACUGUUUAGCUUUUUGGCGCGAAAAUUACAGAAGCUAGGUUGCAAACCUAACCAAGAGUGGUCGAAUAUGACUUGGCUGACAGCUGAUUCAGACACCAAUGCAGUCUAUGAUUCCGACACCAAUUCCGAGUGGUCCUAACAUUUUCAUUCUGGUAAACCAGCAUAUGAAAUGUCCAGACCCGGGCACCGUCUGUAAAUUUUGGUCAGAGUGAGACCAAGCCCAGGCAAAUAUAAAACGGCGCGGGACAAAGAGUACGCCAGCGAUGGAUGAGACUGCAGUGGAUGACGACACUCAAAGACAAACAGCACCAACGCUACUAGAGGAGGAUGGAGAAGAAGCGUCAGGUAGAACUGAGGUAAUGACGUUUCCAAUGUGGAGGAUGUACAGACUCGUGGCAUUCAGCAGCGACCAAUGAGGUCUUCAAAGGAUGUGGCAAAGAGGAUUCAGUGGCGCGUGGUCCUGGGCGGACGGAUCACAGACCACCCGCUGUGGAGCCCCUCCUCUAAUGGUGUCCAGUGCAGCAAGAACUUCUCCCCAGACACGUUGGACCACAUGAAGACUAAUAGUUGUGAAGGAACAGAGAGGAAGUCUAACUUGGUCCAGACAAAGAGGAAUCCUGAAGUGCCCAAGAACAUUUCUAAUGUAAAAAUUAGACCAAAAAGACCACAGCAAAAAAGAAAGUGGCGUAGUGACGAGAACCAAAAUGCAGAGGAUGCAGAAGACCCUAAAGACUCUCGCACUUGUCUGAUGGAUCAUGCUCUGGCAGCAGAGCUGCUGGAACUGGUCAGCGGCACUGUGGCCAAGAUCCAGAGGCACCAGCAGGCCAGCCGGGGGCUGCAGAAUGACCACAGCUGCUUGUCCCUCCCCUCGGACCCGGCCCGACUCGCCGCUCUGGUCAACGGGUUGGUCAAGGACAAGCACCGUGAUGAGGACGAAGUCCUGUCCUUACGCAGUAGGCUGAAGACCAAGGAACAGCAGCUGGAGGAAAACAAGGCGAGGUUCGAGGAGCGCUACAGUGAGCUGGGCGCCAAGCUCUGCUCUCUGGACGUGCAGCUUAAGCGGGAGCGAGAGGAGAAGCGCCACCUGCAGGAGGAGCUGAAGGAGGCCAAAGCACAGCUGGUGUCCAGCAACAACACCAUCCUCUUCCUCAGCAGCAAGCACAACCAGCCCGCUCCUCCUCGACCCAAGCCUACCUUCACUGCCCUCUCUGCCCGCGUGCUGAGCCGCGGCCCCGCUCAGUGGGUGCGCUUCUUCACGGGCUUCAGUUCCUACGCCCGCUUUCAGGCCUUCCUGGCCUUCCUGCAGAGUGGGGACAGCACCCUGCUGGUACAGAGCUCCCUCGGCAUGGCCGCGGAAGGAGAGGAGAAGAAGGAUGAGGAGGAGGAGGAUGAGACCGAGGAGAGGAAGACUGAGAAUGGACCAUCAGACACGGAUGGGAUUGACCAGGAGUCCACACCACCCACCCAGGGCGAUGACCCCACACUCUUCCAAGAGGAGGAAGAGGAUGAGGCCACAGCAGAAUCUGUGCGCAUGAAUCUCAUGGCCGAACUGCAGCAGCGGUCACUACCGUCCAAGCAUGCUCUGGCCCCUGAGGACGAGCUGCUGAUGGUGCUGGCGCGCCUGCGUCUGGGCAUGCUGGUGCAGGACACGGGCUUCCGCUUCCAGGUGCCGGACUCCACCGCUGGCCGCGUCUGGGCCGACUUGAUGGGCCUCAUGCAGCGGCGCCUGCAACAGGUCCCUGUGUCGCGGUAGCCACCUUUACAUCAACCGGUUCCAGCCGCAGCACUCGCUCCACCUGGGCGCUGGCCGAGAGCUGGCCGUACUCGAGUGCACUGACCUCCUCUUCGAUGCCAUGUUUAGUGACCGCAAGGCCUUGGCGCA